AUGCAGUGUAUUAAGCACUGUGAGCCGGACAGUCCCUACCCACCGGUGGAAUACUCCCAGCCUGUGUGGCAGACGCUGCAAAUGUUUGUUGGUGAAGCGUUCUGUCUCGUACUGUACGCUCUGGGUGCAAUCUACCAGUACUACUUUAAUGUGGAAGAGAUUGUGGAAGACGACGAGGAUGAGGCGCUCCUCGAGAACCAGGCGCCUGCCUCCUAUGGCAGCACGGAGGCUACUCCUCCGCGCGGGCGUCAACCUCACCGGAAACUGGUGCGCCGGUCCAGCAGUGUGUGGGUGCCACAGCCGCGGCCGCCGGCGAACGAGUCGACGUUUUCGAUCAUGUCGCUGGCUAAUCCACCGCCCUUUGUGAGUUUUUCACUGCGCUUCUUCUUCCCUGCCAUGUGUGACAUUUUUGCAACGACACUGAUGAACGUGGCUCUGCUGAUGAUGCCUGUGAGUUUCCAUGUGAUGACGCGCGGUGCAUUGGUACUUUGGGUCGGCCUGUUUAGUGUCAUGUUCUUGAGUCACCAUCUCCAUCUCUACCAGUGGCUGAGUCUGGUGAUGGUCAUGGGCGGCGUGGUCUUGGUCGGUUUAAGCAGCAUCAUCGUUCAGCACGAGACUGCGAUGAGCCAGUUGAUCCUUACGUUUCUGGAUGCGUCGAAGGAGUCGGCCGUCAAGACGCUCACAGGUGUGGCCCUCGUCCUUGUUGCGCAGAUCUUCUCUGCGAUGCAAUUCGUCUGGGAAGAGAAGAUCAUGCGUGAACACCGUCUGGAGCCGCUUGUCGUGGUCGGCCUCGAGGGCCUGUUUGGUAUGAUCCAGAUCCUUGUGGGCAUGCUGGUGCUGCACCGCUACGUGGGUUCCAAGCCUUCCGGCCAGGGUGGCUUUUUUGAUUUGCGUGCGGGCUUUGAGCAAACACUGUUGAUUGCUCCUGUGCGUAUCAGUGCCUUCAUGUGCGCUGCCAGCAUUGCGAUGUACAACUCGUUUGGUCUCAAUGUAACUCGCGCUGUGAGCGCCACUGCCCGCAGCACCAUUGACACCUUCCGCACGUUGGGCAUCUGCGCUGUGAGUGUGUGGCUUGGAUGGGAGGUGUUGCGCCCGCUUUCUGGCAGUGUGCAGGCGCUUGGCUUUGCUAUGCUUGCCUACGGCACGUUCCUCUUCAAUGGGGUCGUCUCGCCGCCGCGCUGGAUGCAGCGUUCGCGCGGUUAUCAAGGAGCUGCUUAG
This is a messenger RNA of Malassezia sympodialis ATCC 42132, 1218 nucleotides long. RefSeq lists its product as uncharacterized. Gene Ontology annotation, cellular component: Golgi membrane; intracellular membrane-bounded organelle. Gene Ontology annotation, molecular function: pyrimidine nucleotide-sugar transmembrane transporter activity. NCBI's taxonomy places the organism in Eukaryota, Fungi, Basidiomycota, Malasseziomycetes, Malasseziales, Malasseziaceae. The record is from RefSeq and is a predicted model, not a curated record. Gene Ontology annotation, biological process: pyrimidine nucleotide-sugar transmembrane transport.